AUGGUCAGUGAUGGCCUGCAUCCAGAGGACAAUAACCCGAUCAGUCCAUUCCGCGACAACUCGACCUGCGGAGACGAUUCACACUUGAUUGACGAUGGGUCGAGCAUCUGUUCAACGAGUAGAUCUCGUGCUCGACAAUGGGGGAUCAAUCAACAAAUGGCGGUGGCAAAUGCUUCAGGUAACAUUUCCCGUCAUUUGAAACAGUUCUUUCAAUCACGCACGCGUUCGACCAGUAUUUCCCUACCAAGAGGAGUAGAAUGCGGAUAUUGCGACAAACCCAUGGCGGCAUACAACCGACGGGCGAAAGAUAUCCUAUUGACGAAGAAUAUGCUCUCGAUUCCCUUUACUCUUGUAGCGAUUCUAUUCUCCGUAUCCGAUAUUCCCCCGCUAGUGAUCUUUAUCUGGAAUUUGAUCGCUAUCGUGCCCUUGUCGAUAACGCUCACUCUUGCGACCGAACGACUUUCUCAAGAGCUAGGAGAAACUGCUGGUGCUUUGUUGAACAUUUCUAUUGGCAAUCUCGCCGAAUUAAUUAUUUUUGUUACGGCCCUUAUGAAAAACAACAUCAAAGUUGUACAAGCAUCACUUCUUGGUUCUAUCCUUGUCAACUUGUUGCUCGUUUUGGGUUCUGCUAUCAUCGCUGGAGGAUGGGCAUCUCAAGACCAAACCUACAAUAGUGACCUGACACAUGCCUUCGUCGGACUACUAAAUCUAACAGUAUCAUGUCUCAUGAUCCCAACCGCUUUCUACGGAAGCGUCAAAGACAUCAAAUCAGCCGAUCAUGAGGCCCUAUACUUCAGCAGAGGCGUAUCAAUUAUUCUCCUCUCCGUCUACUUCCUAUACCUCUUCUUCCAAUUCAAAUCCCACGCCCAUCUCUUCCGGUCUCGUCCCAUCGGUUUACACGCCCCUAGCCCAGAACCCGAGCGUCCUACCCGCCGAUCCAGAUCCUACGAUGACCUCUUCAUGGAUAUCGAAUCCCAAGAAUCAACCGAAUCCCUGAUCAACCGCCACAAACCCGAGAUGCAACAAAUACCCUCCGCCGGCCCCUCAUCUCCGCUAGACGAUAUCCGCCCGGAAUCCGCAUUACCCCUGGAUGACAUGGACACCGAAAGACCCCGCCAAUGGGACGCGCCUGUACAGGAACACCACUGCAAGAACCUCUCUCUCGCCAGUCGAGUCAUCUCAAUAGCAGUCCUUAUAACAUCAACGGUCUUGAUCGCGAUCUGUGCCGAGUUCUUCGCAUCAAGCUUUGGCGUCCUCAACGAGAAAGGCGUCCUAGGCGAAUCCUUUGUCGGACUGAUCGUCAUCCCGGUCGCAGGAAACGUCGCCGAGAAUGUCACGGCCGUUAUCGUCGCACACAAGAACCAGCUCGAUCUCGCGAUUAGCGUUGCGCUCGGUUCAGCGAUCCAGAUCGGUCUUUUAGUCGCUCCUGUCAUCGUUCUAGUCGCCUGGGCAUUGGACAAACCCAUGACUCUUCACUUCGAUCAUUUCGGGAUGGUGACGCUGGUCGGCUCCGCCCUACUGGUUAGUUUCCUUGUUUUGAAAGGAAAGACGAAUUACCUAGAAGGCGCAAUCUUGUGCGCCUGUUUUGCCGCUAUUUCGUAUGUUUCUCAUUCCUUCCCCAUUGGAUCUUGCUAA
Molecule: messenger RNA, 1635 nt
Organism: Penicillium odoratum
Lineage: Eukaryota; Fungi; Ascomycota; Eurotiomycetes; Eurotiales; Aspergillaceae
Product: calcium:cation antiporter
Exons: 5
Coding region: 1-1635 (544 amino acids)
Biological process (GO): intracellular calcium ion homeostasis; calcium ion transmembrane transport
Cellular component (GO): fungal-type vacuole membrane
Molecular function (GO): calcium:proton antiporter activity
Source: RefSeq, a predicted model, not a curated record